This is a messenger RNA of Penicillium cinerascens, 1614 nucleotides long. RefSeq lists its product as uncharacterized. The record is from RefSeq and is a predicted model, not a curated record. NCBI's taxonomy places the organism in Eukaryota, Fungi, Ascomycota, Eurotiomycetes, Eurotiales, Aspergillaceae. The coding region runs from base 1 to 1614 and encodes 537 amino acids. The transcript has a single exon.
AUGCGCCCUCUCUCCGCCCUGGCGGUAUACUCCCUCUUCGGGCUAUCGGCUGCAUCAAGCACCGGUCCGGUUGUUAAAAAUGCCAAUCACAUCUUCAACGUGAUCCACGACUCUAUGCGCCAAUGGGGUUCCUCGCUGCAUCACAAUGGGGUUUCCUUUUUCCUCGUGACCGUUCCUGCUGGGACGCAGCUUUAUCACGGCACGUCGAACGAGAGUCCGGUUAAUGGAACGGAAUGGCUUGCUUUUGAGCCGGAGCAUGCUAUGGUGUUUGCACGACCGCGUAGACGGGCACCGGGAGGUGGCCCUGAUGGUCCGCCGCCGCCAGGUGAAGUUGAUGAUGAGGAUAAGCGCCGGGAGGGACAUGAGGAGCUGCGUCGGAGACAUCCUCAUGGUCAAGACGAGACACACCCCGGUCCUCCACCUCCACCCUUCGAACAGUUCGACGAGAACAAAGCAGGCUACCUCCACACAUACGCAGCAAUGAAAGACCUCCGUCUUUUGUAUAUCGAUGGCAUGUCCGCCGCCAAGACACAGAAAGGCACACUCGACUCGCAGGACGUACUCCUAUUCAAUGGCACCGUCGACAAUUCACGAGGAAGCGAACCAAGAGGAAAAGGGCCGAGAGGAGAAGGUGAUCGUGCCCGCAAGGCAUGUGAGAUGGCAGAGGAUGACUGGGCCGGCCGUGUCGACGGCGUACUGCGCAUGGAAGCCGGCUUUGAGAUCAUCCUGUGCAUGUUCGAGCGCGAUCUGAUUCCCGUGAGAAUCACCCAAGUGAAAUCGCGGACCAUGGAUGAACAUGCAAGAGGCAACAAUGGCUGGGAAGAGAAGGAUCACGGUCCUCCAGACGGCGGAAGGAGAAAGGGCCCUGGACCUGGCGGGCCCGACUCGUUGCGGUGGAUGCGCGCUGUGACUGCGCGAUACCAGGACAUCGGUGCAAACAGAGUGUCGGUCAACUAUGAGAACUUCGUGACUGCAUUCUCCCAUGACGUCGACCUAUUCCCCAAUGACUCGGCAUUGCCACGGCUGGAACACUUAUCGCAUUCGGAAUUGAAGCCUAUCCAGAAAGAGGUCACUGCACUUGUUCUCACUCACGACGCGAGAGAAUCCUCCUGGAACUGGCGGGCAACGGCCGAUGCCAUUGUCACUCGAUACAGCGACGAGUUGACGUAUCUCGCCUCGAACAAGCUUGCGACAAUCGAGGCUCUGCAUGACCACAUCGAGGUGCUCUUUUCGCCGUUUGUCGACUACAGCGAGCGUGAUGCAUUGCUCGAGGCUGAUAGAUGUGCUACGCAGUUCAUGCCUGUGUCGUUGCAGGGCCCGAAGUCAUUGGCUGCGCGUUCUGUGUACAGCGUUGCUCACACGGUCUGCUCCACACUUCUGGAGGUUUGGGUGGAGCAGGAGCUAGAAUCAGCACGGGAUACGCUGACUGGUUUGAUUAGAUAUUUGGAUUGGACGACAUGGAAGGAGUGCCGCGGCUGUGAAGUUAAUGAAAUCUGCGUUAUUCCGAUCUGGCCAAUGGGGACUGUGGAUGAUUACGAUAAUCCCCAGUGCAAGCUUGUUUCCAAUCCAUACGACGGAGAUGGGGAAAGUUAUUGGGGAGGAAUGCAUCGUUAA